Oppiella nova is the source of this 1155-nucleotide messenger RNA. The record is from the annotation of a GenBank genome assembly. Lineage: Eukaryota; Metazoa; Arthropoda; Arachnida; Sarcoptiformes; Oppiidae.
UUUUUCUUGGAUUUUGUUUGAAAAAUGAGAGGAAAUUGUUUGAUAAGUGUUUUUAUAUUGAUUGCAAUUAUAUGUGAAUUGAGUUUUGCCUUCAAUAAGUACUCCAAAGAAGCAAAUGUGAAGCAAUUGUCGAAACCCUUCCGCAUGAAGAAGUUGAACGACUUCUGGGAGAAAGCCAUUCAUAGUCUCGACGAAAGCAAACUCAAGAAUCUGAUGGCAGAUCUGAAAGUGCAGGACAAGGAGGAGAUCACUCUCAAGAAGUUCAAAGCUGACGGUCAGGACAAGGAUGGCAUUAAAGAGGCACAGGUUAGGAGACAAUUGGCGGCUAUAUUGCAAAAGUAUGGAUUGGCUGACGAUUACAAGAGUACUAAACAUCUGGACAAUAGUGCCGGUGAUGUACCGGAUAACACAGAUUCGGACAAAUAUAUUGAGAAACAGAUAUUUCGAGACAAAAAAUUGGAUAAAUUGUGGAAAAAGGCACAAAGUUCUGGUCUGAAUGACGAGCAGUUGUUGAUACUGAAGGAUGAGUUAAGACACCACGAGCUGAAGAUUGAACAGUACAACCAAUUGAUUGCUGAUAUAAAUGCGGCCGAAAAUGGCAAGACAUCCAAUGGUGACGACCGGGAGAACUCUAUCAACGCUAUUAUGAAUGAAGAGGAGAUUAAACCCGUCGACGAUAAGGACUCUCAUAAAGCCUUAAAGAAUAAACACUUUGAAAUCAAAGAGGAUUACAAACGAUUGAGUGAUAAAGUGCUGAAUAGUGCCGAAGCUUUCAAGUCAUCCAAAGACGAGUUUGAGGAGAAAAAGGCUCAAAACCUGUGGGAAUUGGCCCUCAAAUCAGACUUCACUAAAGAGGAACUCAUUUCAUUGCGCGAAGAAUUGGAUCACUUCGAGAAUAGGAUUAAGAAAUUGAGACACUUUGAGACACAACUGGAAGUGGACUCAAUGAAUGGUAAGCAUAUGAACCAAAACGUCGAUAUGGCUGUCGAUGACGACAAACAUGUGAAGAGAAAAGUGAAAGAUCUGAAGCAUAAAGUGAAUAAACUUCACAUCGAAUUGGAGACCAGAAUAAUGCAAAGACAUAUUGAAUUGUAGACCAAUUAUGCAUUUCUUAAAUUUUAUACAGUAUUUAUUUAUCUGUCAAACAAUUGAACC